Molecule: messenger RNA, 1441 nt
Organism: Condylostylus longicornis
Lineage: Eukaryota; Metazoa; Arthropoda; Insecta; Diptera; Dolichopodidae
Product: endocuticle structural glycoprotein SgAbd-2-like
Exons: 4
Coding region: 223-588 (121 amino acids)
Cellular component (GO): chitin-based extracellular matrix
Molecular function (GO): structural constituent of chitin-based larval cuticle
Source: RefSeq, a predicted model, not a curated record
AGUUCUGAAGACUAGACGAAUUCAUUAAUUCAAAAAAAUAAAAAUAUUUAUUAAAAAAAAAUAUUAAUAAUUAAUUAAAUAAAUUUUUAAAUAGCAAAAAAUUUAAUUUAAUUAAAAAUAAAAUAAACGUGAAAAAUUUACGUGAUUGCACACAAAAGAAUUUUAAUAAAAGUUCUAAAAUUUAAAUUUUAAUUUAAUAAAAAAAAAAAAAAUUUAUUCAAAAUGAAAUUCGUAAUUGCUUUGAUUGCCGCUAUUUUAAUCAAUACAACAUCAGGACAAAUUCGUCCAUUAAUUCGAACAUCUGCUGAUCGUGAUGCUGUUAUUUUAAGACAAAAUUUUGAUUUAAAUCCAGAUGGUUCAUAUGUUUAUGGUUAUGAAACAAGUAAUGGAAUUCGUGCCGAUGAAAGUGGAUAUUUAAAGAAUCCAAAUACAAAUAUUGAAGCACAGGUUAUGCAAGGAUCAUAUUCAUAUACUGGACCAGAUGGUAUUGUAUAUACAAUUAAUUAUAUUGCUGAUGAAAAUGGUUAUAGAGCAGAAGGUGCACAUAUUCCAACACCACCACCAGUUGGUCCACGAAGAGGAUUUUAAAAUGAUUUUUAAAAUAAGAAGAAAUAUAAAAAGCAAAAUCAUAUAAUAAAAUAGUAAGAGAUUAAAAGAACCGUCCACCAAUUUUAAAAAAUAAUAAAAAAUAAAACAAAAAAAAUAUAGGAAAAGAAAAAACAGCACUGCGAUUUCGAACAUCUUUUUUUUUUCAUUUUUUGAUUUUACACUAUAUAUACACACAUACAUAUACUAUUGAAAUAUGCACAUAAAUACAUCUAAUAAGCAUAUUUAAACACAUACAUACAUAUAAACAAAAAAAAAAAAUUUUUUUUUUUUACAUACGUACAUAGUAAUUUUUUUUCAUAAUUUUUCUUCUUGUCUCUCUUCUGAAAUAAAUCUCCUAUAGUAAUUAACAUUAAUUAUUUUUUACAUACAUAUACAUACAUACAUACAUAUUUUUAUCAUUAUUAUUAUUGUGUACUUUUUUUUUUUUAUUCUAAGUUGUUAAAUUUAAUUUUGAGAUUUAUGUUUUUUGUAAAAUGCAUUUCUGUGAUUUUGAUUCGAAAUGCCGAAAUUUUUUUUUUUUUUUUAUGUAUAACCAGGGCAUUUUAAUUUUUCUAUAAUUUUCAUUUGUAUAAUAUGAGAGAAAAAUUUAUAUUAAUUUUUUUUUGUGUAAAUAUAUGUACAUACAUAUUUAAAUAUAUAUAUAUAUAUUUAUAAUAUUGUACGAGAGUAGAUUGGAGAGCACACAUAAAUAUGUAAAAUAAUGACAUUAAAUUAAAAACAUUUUUUUUUUUUUUUAAUAAAUUGUAAAUUUUAUUGUAAAAAAAACAAAAAAAUAAAAGAGAAAUAAGAAAAUAAAUUAAAAGCAAACCAGCAAAUAAAAUUGCUAACAAAA